GUCCCAUUUUUGGACUUUUUUGUUAAACAAAAUCUGCAUAUGAAUUUUUUGUUUUUGCUUCGAAACAGAAAUUUGAUAUCUGUUAGAGGAAAUUUGUCUCUGUUUUUCUUUUCUAUUUUUCCCCCCCGAUUAAAUGUUCUUUCAGCUUCUGAUAAGUAAAGAAUGCUAAUUUGUGAAGCCUAUGAAUAUUAUCAGCUCUUUUAGUGAAAAAGAAAAUAUUUUUGUUCCUCUUUAAGAUCGUUUGAGGCUGAUUUCAUCUUUUUUUCCUUGUCAAAAUCACGCCUUUUUCCCUUCGGGGGUCUAAAAUAGUUGCAUUAUUGAGUUAAUUUCUCUUUUACAUUCUUCAUGUUUGUUUGAUGAUCCUUUUUUUCUUUAUCUCUUCUCUCAUAAACUAUAAUCAGUCUCAACUUUGAAGUCGUUUAAUCGGUUUCCACUUUGAAGUCGUUCUUUCUCUAUCAUUUAGGAAGUACUACUUGGGUGGAUGCGCAUUUGAGCUUAGCUUGAAUAAUAAUCAAAUUGAGCUCAAACCCAAUUUGGAGCUCAUUAAGGAUAUCAAACCAAGAUUGGAAAAUAAUAGUCUUCUGUUUGAGUAGAUGUCAUAUGCUAGAGACGGAAGUAUUGCUAGGUCUGCUUCACCCCGCAGCUCUUUGUCUCCACCACCUAGGGUUCGUCGGUCAAGAUCGUUAUCAAAGUCUCCAAGGAGACGCUCCAGGAGCCGUGAUUCUGCUGGCGCUGUUAAUCCUGGGAAUAAUCUCUAUGUAACAGGCCUGUCCACAAGGGUUACCAGCAGUGAUCUUGAGAAGUUUUUUAACAGAGAAGGGAAGGUUACUGAAUGCCAUCUAGUGACAGACCCCCGCACUAAAGAAUCUCGUGGAUUUGCUUUUGUUACUAUGGAAACAAAUGAGGAUGCAGACCGUUGUAUUAAGUAUCUGAAUCGUUCGGUGAUGGAAGGUCGAUUAAUUACUGUGGAGAAGGCUAAGCGUAAACGUGGUCGGACUCCAACCCCUGGAAGGUAUCAAGGUCUGAGAGGAAGACGAGGAUAUGGACCAAGACGGUCUCGUAGUUACUCACCUCGUCGACGCCAUGAUCGAGAUCCAUAUCAUAGGGAUCAUCGGGGAUCGCGCUCCCCCUAUGGUAAGAGGGGUGACGAUUAUGACUCCUAUGGAAGAUACAGGGAUCGUUCUGUGUCUCCCGGGGGUAGGGGCUAUUCCCGAGCUUAUUGAUUUUAUUGUGUUCAUUUUCUUUUCCUGCUUUUGUCUUUGGGAGUGUCCUUUCAUUAAACUGGACGUUGAUUCUUCUGUGAAUGAUGAAACGGUUGCUUCUCCUACUCCGUAUAGACUCUUUUUUUUUUUUUUUUUAAUGAUUUCGAACUUCAUCUUCUAAUAUUGAACGGAGAAUUAUUAAUGGCACUAUAUUUUUUUGUUAAUGGCACUUUUGCUAUCAUUUUUAUCAUAUGAUUUUCAUUUAUUAGUAAUCAUACGAUAAAAUAAAUAGGGGGAAUGCUAUUAACAAAAAGUAGAGUGCGAUUAAUAAUAAUAUCUCAAGUGGGUAUUUUCCAUAUUGUCU
Molecule: messenger RNA, 1566 nt
Organism: Coffea arabica (coffee)
Lineage: Eukaryota; Viridiplantae; Streptophyta; Magnoliopsida; Gentianales; Rubiaceae
Source: RefSeq, a predicted model, not a curated record